UGGUGAGAUGACGCUGUGAAUUUAAACUCCGGCGGGAAGUGAACUUGUGGUUUUUGUUAGUUGGGUCUUCAAAUCUGUUGUGCUUUUUGAGCAUUGAAUAGCUAUAACAUGGUUAGGACGAAGGCAGACAGCGUUCCUGGAACUUACAGAAAAGCUGUGGCUGCCACGGCGCCAAGGAAGUCUUUGGGCGCCUCUAGUUCUGCGAACGCAAGUUUCUCACAAACGGGCACGCCAGCAAAAGGCAAGUAUGCUGGUGGGAAUCCGGUGUGUCCUCGACCCACCCCGACUUGGCAGAAGGGUAUUGGAGAUUUCUUUGGUGGCCCAGGCAGGAAGCCCGAAAAAGAAAACCAGCUCCCUGUUUCAGAUGAUGAGGAGGCUGGGGGCAGUGGUGCGUCAAAGGCACCCCGGAAGUCCCGCCCCUUGCCUGAUGAUGAUGAUGAAGAGGAUGCGGAAUGAGCCUGAACUUUAGGAUUUUAAUUUUUUAUUGCAUGGAAAGCCAUUGGAAGCCCUACUUGAAGAGUUAAUUGUGUACAUCUGUAAAUAAUUUAUGCAGUGUAAUUGUGUUGUACAGUUUAAUAAAAUGUUUUCCAGUAA
Messenger RNA from Conger conger (European conger), 594 nucleotides. RefSeq names its product PCNA clamp associated factor (gene pclaf). Lineage: Eukaryota; Metazoa; Chordata; Actinopteri; Anguilliformes; Congridae. Bases 109 to 456 code for a protein of 115 amino acids. Gene Ontology annotation, biological process: translesion synthesis; regulation of cell cycle. Gene Ontology annotation, cellular component: nucleus. The transcript has 4 exons. The record is from RefSeq and is a predicted model, not a curated record. Gene Ontology annotation, molecular function: chromatin binding.